UUUCUUUUCAUGCAAAACGUAACGGAUUUAUGGACCAUGUUUAGUACAUAGGUGGAAAUCUCUAGAUUCCGAAGAUGCUGAGAGAGAUGCUGGUUUUUCGGAGCGGAUUCAGUGCCGCAGCAAUUGUGGGUGAGGGAACAACAACGUCUACGGCCCGGCAAACGCGUCUGUACGGCCGUAUUUAUAAAUUCAAACCCUCCGUCGAUCUGAAAAGAGCUUUAACUUGGCCAAAUUCAUGCGAAACUCAGCUGCCAAAAGCAAUAUACUUGCCAUAUUUUAAGAAGAACUCGUACUUUGUAAUUGUUUGAGCUUGAGAGGUGAGUCUCCUAUUUAUUUUUGCGUUUGGGAGGGGGCUUUCGUUUCGUUUAGAUUCGGCUCCUACGGAUAGGAUAAUAGGGAUGCGGAUGCUGGCCAUGCGCAGAGCAUGUCCUGACCUACAUUCUCGCUUAUUGGCCAUCCAAGCAGCAGUUGCAAAAAGAUAAAUACACACGCAACACGAGCUGAUUAAUAAACGCUUUUCCGAUUUUCCAAUUUUGCGACUUUUUUCCCCCCAGCCACAUGCGCUGAAAAGUUGACAAACAAAAAUAUUCGCAAAAGGACUGUCUGGGAAAUGUAAAACCCAGAUCCGGAUAACGUCCUCAAGUGCAAUAUGUCCAAUAUAUUGCCGCAGCGCAAUCGAUAAGCAGUGCAAUCCGUAGACGUGUCGCAUUCCAAAGAAUAAUCCAAAAAAUGCAGUGGGACGCUGAUGCAGUUGGAUCGAUAUAGAACAGAUUACAGGCGCGUUCAUAUGUGCAUAUCCUGCGUGAUGAGAUCGAGGCUGUUUUGGAUACUGGCGAUUAUAUACUCCUCACUCCACCACAUCGGAUCGGGCUCCACGUCGACCACAUUAAAACGACCGCGAGCUGGCGAUCCCUUCGACACGUUUCCGAAGAACUUCUGGCAGGAGUUCUCGUCGCCGUUCACCGACACGCCCGAGGAUGAGGAGCUGGAGGUCACCGAGACGACCACCCACGAGCCGUUCCCCUUCUUCGCCGAUCCGUACACCACCCUGAACAUCAGCACCCAGCUCUCGUCCAGCGUUUAUCUGCACUGCCGGGUGAACGAUCUGCAGGGCAAGACGGUGUCCUGGAUGCGGCGACGUGGCGAGGACCUCACCCUGAUCACCUUUGGCCAGCACACGUACAGCGGCGACUCCAGGUAUUCGCUGGAGUUCGAGGAGCCCAACGAUUGGAAGCUGCUCAUCCAGUUCGCCAACGAGCGGGACGAGGGUCCCUACGAGUGCCAGGUGUCCUCGCAUCCGCCGCUCGUCCUGCUGGUCUAUCUAACGAUAAUUGUUCCUCACGUGGAGAUCCUCGACGAGCGGGGCUCGGCUACGCCGGAGAAGUACUACAAGGCUGGCAGCACCAUCGAGCUGCAGUGCGUCAUUUCCAAGAUUCCGCAUCCCUCCUCCUACAUCACCUGGCGGCACGGACCGCGUCUGCUCAACUACGACACUAGUCGCGGUGGAAUCAGUGUGAAGACGGACAUGCUGCCAGGACGAGCGCUGAGUCGCCUGUACAUCGCCAAUGCCAAUCGCCAGGACACCGGUAACUACACCUGCAUGCUGGGCAAUGAGAUUACGGAGACGGUGGUGGUCCAUGUGCUGAACGGUGAGGAGCCCGCCGCCAUGCAGCAUGCGAAUGGAAGCCGCCAAAAGGUCAACGCCUCCACAAUGGUUGUGUUAUUUCUAAUGUCCUUUUCCGAAAUCGGUAGGGUAUUGGGAUUGGGAAUGGGACGGGGAUUGGGAUGGGGAUGGGGAAUGGGACGAUGACGGCGCGACGGGAAGCAGGGAUCCUAGAUCCCAGAUUCCAUUUUUGUGGCGCGGGAAAUGCAUACACCAAAAGAAUCUUGUCCAGGAUUGCAUUUUCGACUUUUACUCUAAUCAUGGGUUGUUUAACAUACGAUACAUAGCAUAAACCGAAUACUAAACUUAAGUCAAAUGUAUUUAAAAACCGGAAAUCGAAAGAUCAAAAACAAAAAGAAAAACAAAGGAAACGAAAAGGAAAACUCGUAUUAGUAAGGGCGUACGCGAAUAUAGAUGAGAAAUUGAUUUUUAGCGCUAGAACAUAAAAUUAUUAUCAUAAUCGAAUCAAAUCAAAUUGUACUACCAAACAGCCGUGUUUUUGUUGGCUACAUAUUGAUCUUAUAUACAUACACGCAUCUAUCUAUCCAUAUUUAGCUCUUUGUUACCUCCACGUCAUUAUGGAAAUACCUAGAUUUGUAAGGUCCAAGUACAAGUCCAAGCUUAAUUGUUUCUCGCUCGAAAAACCGCCUUCCAAAGGUCGUCUAAUCAAAUCCCCCGUAACGCUCGUGUGUAUCCCAUAUACAUAUAGUGUACACCUCCGAUCCAAGGCCUUGUUAAAGAAAAAUGGUUGUAGCUUCUUGAAAUCAAACAGCAUAUCAGUUGGGAUCAUUCUAAUCGUAAUAAUAAUCAAUACUGAUCGAAAUCGUAGCUUCAUCCUUGAUUCGUUUUUUGCCCUUUAUCUCAGAUUGAAAUAUAUUUGAAUCCAUUGAUGAUGAUAACCGGAGAGUUUAGGAAGCAAAACAAAAAACCAAUUUGUUUUUAACUUAUGAAAUAAUUCCAUAAAAUUACGAAUGCGUGAGCUUGAUCAGAAGUUAGAUUUUGCCUGAGUUAUACCAUGAUUUAUUGAAAGCAAAAAAUGUAGAAAUUAAAGAAGACAAACACUUAGGAAAUGUUUAACGUUAACAUAACUGUGCCAUUCUAAAUGGAUACAUAUCGUUUAAUUGUUGUUAAUUCGGUUGCGGAACCAAUGACCAUUUGAGGCAGAAGAAAUUAUAAAUAAUUGUAUAUUUGUAUUUGUAUCUUUUUGGCAAGAAAAUCGAAAACACAACACAACUCGGACCAAUGGGUAAAUACUUGAUUGUUUGAUUGUAAACGGUCCCAAAACCAAAACACUAAAGAGUAAUUCAAUUAAGUGAAAUAAAUCACGAUCAAGAACAAGAAGCAAAUGGAUAUUUUCCAUAUUAAUUUUUCGAUUUUGGGCGCGAGGUGAGGAACAAUCAUUCGGUGUUCAUACAGCCAGUGCCCACUGUAUCCCCUCCACAUGCGAGUAUAUUCAUUUGUCUUUAGCUUUAGCUUCAAACGAUCAGCGCCUAUAAAAACACAAAAAAAAUUUCAAAAUUCUUACUCACUGACGGCUUUCCAAAUUCAUAUUGCUUUCAAGAUCGGUUAAUAUACACUCUUUUUACAAAUUGUAUUAUGAAAUCAAAGCUCAGCUUGGAAUACACAAAAAAACAAAAAACAUAAGAAAUGAAAAUAUUGAUAGGGCUCGAGGCCCAAGUACUUGGGUAAACUAAUUUCAAAUGGUCCAGUGUAGUUAUUGUAAAUUAUUCAAAUUGAUCCCGACCCAAAUCGGUCCUUGGUCUGAAUCCUUGGAGUAUGCCCUUAAAUAACACAAAAGAAAAACAAAACAAAACAAAAUGUUGGAGUGAGAUAACGAAACAAUACUUAGAGACUAAAGAAAGUGACGAAACGAAACUUUUAGAAAGAUUUUGGUUACAGAAUUAUAUUUAAUAAUUACUACAAUUAAAAUUGAGAUUAUAAAACUACAUACAUACAUAAUGUAUUACGCGGACGUCCUCUGGUCAAUAACCAAUGCGACUGCGACGGCCCCAAAAGAUACCGUCAUUGUCAAACAACAAACAAGCAACUAAAAAUUAAUGCAAAAUUGUAUAAAACCACACGAACACAUUU
This is a messenger RNA of Drosophila rhopaloa, 3754 nucleotides long. RefSeq names its product fibroblast growth factor receptor 3 (gene dpr14). The coding region runs from base 746 to 1810 and encodes 354 amino acids. Gene Ontology annotation, biological process: synapse organization. Lineage: Eukaryota; Metazoa; Arthropoda; Insecta; Diptera; Drosophilidae. Gene Ontology annotation, cellular component: neuron projection membrane. The transcript has 6 exons. The record is from RefSeq and is a predicted model, not a curated record.